UUUACCAUAACCAACAAUUCUAAACCAUUCUUUAAUUAAUCUACAAACAAAGAAAAUUCUAUUUUGGACACCAAUCAGAAAAAUGCACACUCCGGCAUAGUUAGACGGAGGAUUGCCAUCACCUUAUCAACAAAACUUUUUCCCUUCACUUCUCUUAACACAACUUCUUUUGCAUAUAUGAUAUACAUCAUAAUAUAUAUCAACAUAAUGUUCAUAAACACAAUUAGAAAAUAAAAAGUUAUAGUAAAAUUCGCAUGUGAAUUGUUGAUUGCUAGUGUAAAAACUCGUGUUAUGCUCAUACGAAUGUAUCAAAAUGAUAGAGGAAAAAUCACAAAAGAGGACGAGAAUCGUCAUAAUUGGAAUGUCAACCUUUUUACUAGUGGCUAUGGUGGUUGCCGUUACGGUUAGUGUAGACAUUAAUACUCGCAACGAUGAUUCAACGAACAACAAUGAUAAGACUCGCAUAGCUUCAACCAUAAAAUCGGUGAAAAGUUUUUGUCAACCGACCGAUUACAAAAAAGAAUGUGAGGAAAACCUAAUAGAAAUAGCCGGCAACACAACGGAACCAAGAGAACUCAUUAAAUUAGCCUUCAAUGUCACCAUUAAAAAAAUAGGUGAUGGAAUAAAGAAAACCAAUCUCUUGCAUGAAGUGGAGAAGGAGCCAAGGGCAAAAUUGGCACUUGACACAUGCAAACAACUUAUGGAUCUUUCAAUUGGUGAAUUUGAAAGGUCACUUGAGGGAAUAAAAACUUUUGAUCUCAACAAUUUAGAAAAUAUCCUUGUGAGUUUAAAGGUUUGGCUAAGUGGUGCAAUUACAUAUCAAGAAACUUGUUUAGAUGGUUUUCAAAACACAACUAGCGAUGCUAGUAAGAAAAUGCAAAAUAUUUUAACAACAUCAAUGCAUAUGAGUAGUAAUGCACUUGCCAUAAUUUCGGAUUUGGCAAAAAGUGUGUUGGAUUUGAAUUUGACAAACAAUGAACGUCGUCUUAUUGAUAAUAAUAAUAAUAAUAAUAAUAAUAAUAAUAAUGAUGUGGGCGAACAAGUUUUUGGUCACGAUGAUGUUGAGGUUCCAUCUUGGGCUGGUGAUGGUUCAAGUGUUGGUGUUCGUAGACUCCUUCAUGCAAAUCAUUAUAAACUUAAGGCUAAUGUGAUUGUGGCUAAAGAUGGUAGUGGAAAGUUUAAGAAAAUUAACGAUGCUUUAAAGCAUGUGCCAAAGAAGAACAAAAAAAUAUUUGUUAUUUAUAUUAAGGAAGGUGUUUAUCAUGAAUAUGUUGAAGUUACAAAGAAAAUGACUCAUGUUGUGUUUGUUGGUGAUGGUGGCAACAAGACACGAAUUACUGGUAACAAAAAUUUCAUAGAUGGGGUUAACACUUAUAAAACCCCCACCGUUGCUAUUGCUGGAGAUUACUUUGUCGCCAUCAAUAUAGGAUUUGAGAAUUCAGCUGGACCCCAAAAACAUCAAGCAGUAGCCAUAAGAGUUCAAGCUGAUAAAUCAAUCUUUUACAAAUGUUCAAUAGACGGAUAUCAAGAUACAUUAUACGCACAUACCAUGCGUCAAUUUUAUCGUGAUUGUACAAUUUCAGGUACCAUUGACUUUGUCUUUGGUGACGCAGUGGCUAUUUUUCAAAAUUGCACUUUUGUUGUAAGAAAACCAUUAGAAAACCAACAAUGCAUCGUGACCGCACAAGGUAGAAAGGACAAACAUCAACCAUCAGGAAUAGUGAUUCAAGGUUGUUCCAUUGUGUCUGAUACUCACAAUGUGAAGUUUGACAACAAAGCCUAUCUCGCUCGUCCGUGGAAGAAUUAUUCAAGAACAAUUUUCAUGAAAACUUACAUUGGAGAUUUGAUUGAGCCUGAUGGAUAUAUGCCAUGGCAAUUACCAAAUGGUACUCUUACUGGAAUGGAUACUUGUUUUUAUGUUGAGUAUAAGAAUAAAGGUCCUGGUUCAAAUAAAUCAAAGCGUGUAAAAUGGCGUGGAAUCAAGAAUCUUACAUCACAUACUGCUAGUGUUUUCUUACCAUAUAAAUUCUUUCAUGGUGAUGAUUGGAUUAAAGUAACUAGAGUUCCUUACUCUUCUGGAGAGAUAUCCUCCAAACACUAAAUUAAAUAUUCUCUUUUCGUCUUUUUUAUAAGAUAUAUACAAUUGUCUUUCAUAAAAUGCACCGAAAGAAGUAUAUUUUAGGAUCAAA
Messenger RNA from Cicer arietinum (chickpea), 2189 nucleotides. Its product is annotated as probable pectinesterase/pectinesterase inhibitor 21. Gene Ontology annotation, biological process: cell wall modification. Gene Ontology annotation, molecular function: enzyme inhibitor activity; pectinesterase activity. The record is from RefSeq and is a predicted model, not a curated record. NCBI's taxonomy places the organism in Eukaryota, Viridiplantae, Streptophyta, Magnoliopsida, Fabales, Fabaceae.